Molecule: messenger RNA, 2446 nt
Organism: Ricinus communis (castor bean)
Lineage: Eukaryota; Viridiplantae; Streptophyta; Magnoliopsida; Malpighiales; Euphorbiaceae
Product: glucose-1-phosphate adenylyltransferase large subunit 1
Exons: 15
Coding region: 414-2009 (531 amino acids)
Biological process (GO): glycogen biosynthetic process
Molecular function (GO): glucose-1-phosphate adenylyltransferase activity
Source: RefSeq, a predicted model, not a curated record
GGCUUCUUUCGUGAGCAGCUCAGCAAGAGAAAGAGAAGCCUUCGAACCUGCAUUCACAAACAAGCUUACUAGAGACUUGAGACUAGAGACUAGAGAGAGAGAGAGAGAGUUUCACAUUCAGUAUAUUUUAAGCUAUGUAACUCAAAAGAAAUGCAGGAUUUCUCGUGAGAGCACUAAAAUCUAUAACCACCAAAUUUCAACAUCACUUCACGUGUUUCACUCUUGAAUCCAUUUCCAAUUUUCAACCAUCUAGAAACCAAGCUUUCUUGAUCACUUCCUUCGACUAAUAGUUUAGUUAUUUGGUGAUUAAAUCUUUGAAUCACUUUUUUGUACUUUUGUGACUGAAACACUUUUCAAGUGUGAUCCAUUAUCAUCAUCUUCAUCUUGGCAAAAGCCUUGAGAGUACCAUUGCAAUGGAUUCCUGCCUUAUGGCUCUGAAUACUAACACCAACUUGGUGAAAGCUAGCAAAGGUGGUAUUAACACUGGAGAUAAAGAGUUUUUGGGAGAAAUGAUCAGAGGAAGUUCAAAGAAUAGUGUUUGGUUCAAUCAGAUGAAAAGAAGAUUAAAAGCUGACUGGAAUGUUAAUAAGGUCAAACCUGGUGUUGCUUAUGCUGUAUUAACAUCAAAUAAUCCCAAGGAGAUUGUGACCUUAUCACCACCACCACCACCACCACGAUUUGAAAGGCGAAAAGUGGACCCAAAAAAUGUAGCAUCAAUCAUAUUGGGAGGAGGUGCAGGGACUCAGCUGUUUCCUCUUACCAGAAGGGCAGCAACACCAGCUGUACCGGUGGGAGGAUGCUAUAAGCUUAUAGAUAUCCCUAUGAGCAAUUGCAUCAACAGUGGGAUAAACAAAAUAUUUGUGUUAACACAAUUCAACUCCGCUUCCCUUAAUCGGCACCUUGCUCGCACAUAUUUUGGAAAUGGUAUUAACUUCGGAGACGGAUUUGUGGAGGUUCUAGCAGCUACUCAAACACCUGGAGAAGCAGGAAUGAACUGGUUCCAAGGAACAGCAGAUGCUGUGAGGCAAUUUACAUGGGUUUUUGAGGAUGCCAAGAACAGGAAUGUUGAGAAUAUACUGAUCUUGUCUGGAGAUCAUCUUUACCGAAUGGACUAUAUGGACUUUGUGCAGCAUCAUGUCGACAGUAAUGCUGAUAUCACAAUUUCAUGUGCAGCAGUUGGUGAGAGCCGCGCAUCAGAUUAUGGUUUGGUGAAGAUAGACAGCAGAGGCCGAAUUGUCCACUUUGCUGAAAAGCCAGGAGGAGCUGAAUUGAAAUCAUUGAAAGCUGAUACCACUCAACUAGGAUUGUCUCCGCAAGAUGCCUUGAAAUCCCCCUAUAUUGCAUCAAUGGGAGUCUAUGUAUUUAGGACUGAGAUUUUAUUGAAGCUUCUAAGGUGGAGAUUUCCUACAUCAAAUGACUUUGGUUCCGAAAUUAUACCUGCUGCUGUCAUGGAGCACAAUAUCCAAUCAUAUAAUUUUAGAGACUAUUGGGAAGAUAUUGGAACAAUAAAAUCAUUCUAUGAAGCUAACCUGGCUCUCACUGAAGAGCCUCCCACGUUCGAGUUUUAUGACCCAAAGACACCCUUCUAUACAUCUCCUCGAUUCUUACCACCAACCAAAAUUGAUAAAUGCCGGAUUGUAGAUGCAAUAAUCUCCCAUGGAUGCUUUCUGAGAGAAUGUACUGUACGCCACUCUGUGGUUGGUGAACGCUCACGUUUAGAUUAUGGUGUUGAGUUAAAGGACACUGUGAUGCUGGGAGCUGACUACUACCAAACUGAAACUGAAAUUGCAUCUCUUUUAGCAGAAGGAAAAGUCCCUAUUGGUGUUGGAAGGAACACAAAAAUCAAGAACUGCAUAAUUGACAAGAAUGCCAAGAUAGGAAAAGACGUGGUCAUUGUGAAUAAAGAUGGUGUGCAAGAAGCAGAUAGACCAGAAGAAGGAUUCUACAUCCGGUCCGGAAUUACCAUCAUAAUGGAGAAGGCUACAAUAGAGGAUGGCACAGUGAUAUAAAUGGAUCUCAACCAAUUACAAGAUACGGGUUUUGGGUGUUGAGCGGGGUAAAUUUUGAAGCAGUUGUUGGUUAAGUGCAGCCUGGAGAAGAAGCUCCAUGCUUACAGUGGCAGCAUUAUAGUCUGAAAAGAAGAAGAAAGAAAGCUGCACAAUCUUUAUCCUAUCUAAACUACAAGCUCAUUCUGCAAAACUAGAGCCUCCUGCAUUUACGGUUGCCAAAAGUUCUCCCACAAAUAAAUUAAAAGAGCUAACCAGUUAGCUACUUGGUUUCUUUCUAGGUUUUAUAUAAAGCCUGUAUCCCUAGCUAUAAAUGAUACAGUGAACUGUAUUCCAAAAAAGAGAAAAUACUAUGAAUUAGCAUUUUCCUGUACUAGAACUUCUGAUGAUGUGAAAAUAUAAUAAAUAAGGCUCUACAGUUUGUAGUUGCCAUUUUUAUA